AUGGCCCAGGGUACAGUGAUCCAUGUGGCCCCAGAGCAGCCCACCUAUGACGUGUGUGUGCUGGGCACCGAGACUCAGCUGGAUGUCUACGGCUCUGCCCCUAAGGACUGCACAUCCUUUAGCAUCAGUGCUUCCCCAGGAGUGGUCGUAGAUGUUGCCCACCGCCCUCCGGCCAAGAAGAAUCUCACAGGUUUCUCCAAGUGGCUCCUGGCCCCUGGGCUGGAAGUGAGCCUGAAGAUGAGAGCUGCCAGCAAUAGCAAAGGGGACCGGAAGGUUCAGAUUUAAUACUAUGGACCCGAAACCACUCCAGCUGAAGCCCUGCUCUACAUCACCGGGGUCGAAAUCUCCUUGAGCGCGGACUUCACUCGCACUGGCAAAAUGAAGUCCACCGGAGGCAGGAAGGACCAGAGGACCUGGACCUGGGGCCCUCAUGGGCAGGGCGCCAUCCUGCUAGUGAACUGUGACAGAGACAAUCCCAAAUCUUCCACUGUGGACUGCAAGGAUGACCAGCUUGACAGCAAAGACCUGAAGGACGGGUCCUUGGUGACCCUGAGCACGAAGACCCCCAGGGACUUCAGCAAGCACCAGCUGGUGCUCCAUGUGGCCAAGUCUGAGAUGGAUAAAGUCAGGUGUUUCGAGCCAAUGGUGAACAAACAGCCCUCCAGGUACGGCAUGAUCCUGGGGUCACAGCAUCCCUCUCACCCCCUGGAGCUCCAGGGUGGCCAUCACAGCACAGACUUCUAUGUGGAGAGCCUGGCUUUCCCAGACGCCAGCUUCCCAGGGCUCAUUUCCCUCAAUGUCUCCCUGCUGCACAUAAUAACUAAGGGGUUAUUGGAAAAUGAGGAUUUCCCGAAGUCAGUGGCUGCUCUGGCCAAGAAAGCCAGGUGCAGGCUGAUGGCCUGUGCCAAGGAGGAUAGCAUGAAUGACCGGUGGGUGCAGGCGCGUGAUUUUGGCUACGUGACUCAAGUGCCCCAAACAGGGAGAGUUACUGACCUCGACUCCUUUGGGAACCUGGAAGUGAGCCCCCCGGUGACAGCCGGGGAGAAGGAAUACCUGCUGGGCAGGAUUCUCACUGGGGACAGCGGUUACCCCAGCAAGGAGAGCCAGGAGAUGCACCAGGACCUGCAGGAUUUCCUCAGUGCCCAGCAGGUGCAGGCCCCUGUGAAACUCUACUCCGACUGGCUGUCUGUGGGCCACGUGGAUCAGUUCCUGAGCUUGGUUCCAGUGCACAAGAAGGGCUUCCGGCUGCUCCUGGCCAGCCCCAGGUCCUGCUACAAACUGUUCCAGGAGCGAAUGAAGGAAGGCCAUGGGGAGGCUCUGCUGUUCCAAGGGGUCAAGAACAAAACCCAGCAGAAAAUAAAGGACAUUCUGUCAAGCGAGAAACUGAGAGAACAUAAUUCAUAUGUGGAGAAAUGCAUCGACUGGAACCCGGAGGUGGUGAAGCCGGGGGAGCUGGGCCUGACGGAGCGGGACAUCGUGGACAUCCCCCAGCUCUUCAAGCUCCAGAAAGGCUUCAAAGGGACCCUCGAGGCGGAAGCCUUUUUCCCAAACAUGGUGAACGUGCUGGUGCUGGGGAAGCACCUGGGCAUCCCCAAGCCCUUCGGGCCCGUCAUCAACGGCCGCUGUUGCCUGGAGGAGAAGGUGCGGUCCUUGCUGGAGCCGCUGGGCCUCCACUGCACCUUCAUCGAUGACUUCUACACCUACCACGUUAAGCAGGGGGACGUGCACUGCAGCACCAACGUGCGCUGGCAGCCCUUCUCCUUCAAGUGGUGGUGCAUGGUGCCCUGA
Molecule: messenger RNA, 1788 nt
Organism: Lipotes vexillifer (Yangtze River dolphin)
Lineage: Eukaryota; Metazoa; Chordata; Mammalia; Artiodactyla; Lipotidae
Gene: PADI4
Product: peptidyl arginine deiminase 4
Biological process (GO): chromatin remodeling
Cellular component (GO): cytoplasm; nucleus
Molecular function (GO): histone arginine deiminase activity; calcium ion binding
Source: RefSeq, a predicted model, not a curated record